Messenger RNA from Ipomoea triloba (trilobed morning glory), 1487 nucleotides. RefSeq names its product inactive protein RESTRICTED TEV MOVEMENT 2-like. NCBI's taxonomy places the organism in Eukaryota, Viridiplantae, Streptophyta, Magnoliopsida, Solanales, Convolvulaceae. The coding region runs from base 164 to 1375 and encodes 403 amino acids. The record is from RefSeq and is a predicted model, not a curated record. The transcript is spliced from 2 exons.
AAAUUGCAACAUAUAUAUACUGCUUCACAAUAUCACAUUCAUACAUACAGACAAAGUUAGGAGAAUCAUCAUCAUUUAGAUUUUAUUAAAUAUACAUACGAAAGAAAAGUUUUUUAAUUUGCUUAAUUAAUUAGCUUGAACGUACCCAUCCAAUUCAAGAAAUAUGGCAAUGAGACCAAGAGGUGGCGCCGGAGCUGGUCCUAAUCGUCCUGGCAGAACCACCACCGUCCGCCCUGUCUAUGAAACAUUCACGCCUGUUUUCCAGCGCCAACAAGAUGAAGAAGCCGAGAAGCUAAUUAUUUAUCUUCCUGGUUUUUCGAAGGAGAAUAUUAAGGUUAGCACGGAAGGCAAGACGACAUUGAAGGUUCGGGGAGAACGCCUAAUCGGAAACAACAAAUGGAAUCGUUUCCUGGAGGAAUUCCAGGCUCCAGAAGAUUGUAACAUGCGAGGAAUUCAUGCCAGGUUUGAGAAUGGAAUCCUCACUAUAACAAUGCCAAUUCCCAAGAAAAUCCCACCACCUGUGACAACAACUAAUACCCAACAAGAAGAAACUACAACUCUGCAGAAACAACCCUAUAUCCCUCCUUUCCUCAGGACUAAAGAUGACCAUUCCCCUCCAUUAUUAGCCCCUCAAACCACACCUCAAGACACCCAAAACCAACCACCAAAAGUAGAUGAAAAUAUUAGCCAGAAGGAAACAACUCCUCCUCCUCCUCCUAAGGAAGUUUUUCAGCAAAAGCCUUUAAAUGCUGCUAGUGAUGAUGGUUUUGCUGACAAAACUUCCCAAUUCAGAGAUGAGAAGCGUAUGGAAGGACAAUUAAUAGCAGCAAAGCCGCCUAAUCAAGAUGAUGAUGAUUUUGGUGCUUAUAAAUCUCUGCUCCAUAGUGUUGAGAGGCAGAAGAAGAAACCUGUUGGGCCAAUGUUUCCCAAAGAUUAUGAAGAUGAAUCUCCUCCUCCUUCUCCAUCAGUACUUGCUGCUGCAAAACAUGGGGAUCAGAAAAGUUUGGAGGGUCAAGAAAAGGUCACUACUGGUGGUGGACAAAAGAUAGGCCUUAAAGAUUUUGUUGAAGGGGAGAAAAUUAGCAGUGAAGUGAAAGCAAAGGGAACAAUUACACAACCAUUAUUUGAUGAUGAUGAUGAUGAUGAUGAUGAUGGUAGAAACAAAACAACAACUGCAGGGGUUGAUCAAAGUGUUAAACAAACUUCAAUGACUACUAGUGGUGGUGGUGGGGGAGAUUUUAGAUUGGGAAAGGCAGCAGUUAGUGAUCCGAAAGAAGAAAGACAGUUGCUGGUGAAUGCUGGUGUGGCUGUGCUGGUGAUUCUAGCGCUUGGGGCUUAUAUCUACAACACCGUGGGGACUAGGAAAUCUGAUUAAUUCAAUUUCUUCAAUUUAUUUUCAUUGUAAAUCACUACAAAAUGCAAGUAAUGCUACUUCUAAUCACAUUCUACUAAUAAAAAGUUAAGCUGCAGAUUCUAUUCUGACUCUA